UUUAUUUGAAAUCAUCUCUCUCUACUUCCCAUUCAUCUUCCUCUCUCUCUUCUUUGGAUUGAGCUCUUUUUCUAGUUCAUUGACUCUUGAUAAUGAAUUAUAUGCUGAAUUCUAUAUACCCCAUUUAAGAAAAAUGGAUUUUUUAGGAUUUCUAGAGUGCCCCGGAGUUUAUAUUACUGGUAUGGGGAAGUAGUGAUCUGGAGUUGAGGGUGCUGGAAAUGGGGUUUUGGGGCUUCUUGAUUCUGGUUCUAGGGUUCCUGGCUCAGUUUCGGGAUGUAAAUUCUCAGAACCAGAGGUGCAGUUCCUCUGAUUUGGACGCAUUGAUGGGUUUCAUGGCUGGUUUGAGCCAGGGGAUUAAUGGUUGGGGUAACGAUUCUUAUUGUUGCAGCUGGAGAGGUGUUUUCUGUGGUUCUUCUGGAGCUGCUUCUUCUUCCGGUUCAGAGACGAUGGUAAUUCGGUUGGUUCUUAGGGAAUUGGGGUUGAAUGGUUCCAUUUCUAGGGCUUUAGCUAGUUUGGACCAGCUUCAAACCCUGGAUCUCUCCCUAAACAUGCUUUAUGGAUCUGUUCCAUCUGAGCUUUUUCGGUUGCAGAGGUUGGAGUACCUGGACCUGAGCUAUAACAAAUUGUCUGGCAACUUUACAGAUGUUAUUGGGUUACCAUCGGUUCGCGUUUUCAAUAUUUCGAGCAACUUCUUCGACGGACAGCUGCCCCUUCUCUCUGGGCCAGUGAAUUUGACAGUGUUCAAUAUCAGUAAUAAUUCCUUUACUGGUUCGAUCGAUGCUGGGAUAUGUAGAAAUUCAGGAAAAAUACAGGCUAUCGAUCUUUCAAUGAAUCUGUUUUCUGGCUAUUUUCCAGUGGGUUUUGGGAAUUGCAGGUCUUUGCAAAUUCUCUCCCUGAGCUGCAAUUCUCUAUCGGGGCAAUUGCCUGAUGAUUUGUUUGGGUUGUCUUUGUUGGAGCAACUGAGCUUUUCAGCUAACAGGCUUUCCGGGAAUUUCAGCAAUCGAUUGGGUAAUCUCUCGAAAUUGGUAAUUUUGGAUCUUUCAGCUAAUGGGUUUUCAGGGCCAGUACCCGAAAUUUUUGGUAACCUGAAGAAUCUUCAAACUCUCUUUGCUUACUCUAACCGGUUGGUGGGUCCAUUGCCAUCCUCUCUUUCAAACUGUUCUGGGCUUAGAAUGCUCAAUCUGAAGAACAAUUCUCUCUCUGGUACACUCUCUCUUGAUUUCUCUAUGUUUCCUCGUCUCAACCUCCUUGAUGUUGGUUCGAACCAUUUUGAGGGCCUUCUCCCUGCUUCUCUCUCUUCCUGCCAGGAAUUGAAAACUAUAAAUCUUGGCAGGAAUGGCCUUUCCGGCCAAAUUCCCCAGAGUUUCGCAAACAUGCAAAGCCUCUCGUUCCUGUCUCUCUCUAACAAUAGCUUCCAUAACAUCUCGGAAGCGUUAGGAAUACUACAACAGUGUCGGAGCCUUACUAGUCUUAUCCUCACGAUGAAUUUUCAGGGUGAGGAAAUGCCAAUUGACAUUAAUGGUUUCGGAGGCCUAAAAUUCUUGGCAAUCCCAAACUGUGGUCUCUCUGGUUUCAUCCCCCCAUGGUUGCAAAACUGUGAAAAUUUGCAGGUUUUGGAUCUCUCGUGGAACCAUUUGUCAGGAAGCAUUCCACCUUGGAUUGGAGACUUUGAGCGCCUCUUUUACUUGGAUUUAUCGAAUAAUUCCUUUACAGGAGAGAUUCCGAAAAACUUGACUCUACUGAAGAGCCUCAUUUCAAGAAGCUACUGGCCAAGAGAUUCCACCAUUGAAAUGCCUGUGAUUAUCAAGAGAAACCACAGUGCAGCCGGUUUUCAAUAUAACCAGAUCUCGAGCUUUCCCCCAACUCUUUCUCUGGCCCACAAUGGGCUUGGUGGACCCAUUUGGGAAGAGUUUGGAAACCUGCGCUUGCUCCAUGUAUUGGACCUGAGCUCUAACAAUCUCUCAGGUUCAAUACCGAGUAACUUGUCAAACAUGAGGAGCUUAGAAAUUCUGGACCUCUCCUUCAAUAACCUUUCCGGUUCGAUUCCCUUUUCUCUUUGCUUGCUCACCUUCUUAUCAAGCAUUUCUGUGGCAUAUAACCAGUUGCAGGGGCCUAUCCCAACUGGUUCCCAAUUCUCAACCUUUUCAGCAAGGAGCUUCUAUGGAAACCCCGGUCUUUGUGGUUCACCUUUGCCUCCUUGUAAUCGAACCGACACCAGACCCUAUCUUCCCUCCCUUUCUCAGGGCAAAUUGAAAAAGAACAGAACCACCAUUAUUGUGUCCACAACACUUUGCCUUGGCAUAUGGAUGGCUCUUUUUCUUGCCGUGGUAUUUAUUAUUGCGUCAAGGAGGCAUAGAAAGAGAAAGUGUGGUGAUGGAGUUUGCAGAACUGCAGGGGGGAUCAGAAGGUCUUCUGAGUUCUCUGGUUCACGAAUGGUGAUUCUAUUCCAACCCCAAGAUAAAAAAGAGCUCACUAUUUGCGAUUUGCUAAAGGCCACUGAUAAUUUCGACCAAGCAAAUAUCAUCGGGUGUGGGGGCUUUGGCCUUGUGUAUAGAGCCACACUCCCUGAUGGUCGAAAGGUGGCAAUAAAAAGAUUGUCAGGGGAUUGUGGUCAGAUGGACAGAGAAUUUCAGGCUGAGGUUGAGUCUCUCUCUAGAGCUCAGCAUAAGAACCUAGUUCUCUUACAAGGCUAUUGUAGACAUGGGGAUGAUAGGCUCCUUAUAUACUCUUUCAUGGAGAAUGGGAGCUUGGAUUAUUGGCUUCAUGAGAGGCUUGAUGGUGGGUCGAUGCUCGAUUGGGCCAGUAGGCUUCGUAUGGCUCAAGGGGCAGCUCACGGCUUGGCUUAUUUGCAUCAAACUUGUGAACCCAACAUACUCCACAGAGAUAUUAAAUCGAGCAAUAUACUUUUAGAUGAAGAAUUUGAAGCCCACUUAGCUGAUUUUGGAUUGGCAAGGCUUAUACUCCCUUAUGAUACCCAUGUGACCACUGAUUUAGUUGGGACCUUGGGCUAUAUACCCCCUGAAUAUGGGCAGGCUUCAGUAGCCACUUUCAAGGGGGAUGUUUAUAGUUUUGGUGUUGUUUUAUUGGAGCUUCUCACUGGUAAGAGACCUGUCGAUGUGUGCAAGCCAAAGGGGUGCAGGGAUUUGGUUUCUUGGAUUCUUCAGUUGAAGAGUGAAGGGAGAGAAGAAGAGGUUUUUGAUCCAUUUGUUUAUGAAAAGGAACAUAGUAAGCAAAUGCUGCAAAUGUUGGAGGUGGCUUGUUCGUGUGUUAAUGCGUGCCCUAAAGCAAGGCCUUUUAUCUGUCAGGUAGUUUCAUGGCUUGACAGUAUUGGGGCCGAUAGCCAGCAAACAAAGUGAGAGUCAAAUGUUUCCAUGGCUUGAUGAAAGGACUUAGCAUUCGGUUCAUAGUUCGUUGUAAAGUUUAAGAUGGUAUGUGGCUUCAUGCCUUCUUGAACUGAAUGCAAUUGUAUAUAACAGAACAUGAGGAAUCUAUGUGCUCCCUUUACCUGGCCCUCCGGUCAUGAAGCCCACCUGGAUGUAGGGUCAUUUGAUUGGACAGCUUUGAUUCACGAACAAGUUUGGUUCUGGAAAUCUAAAGCAUCGCUUCCCUCUCGAGCAUGGAGGACGCGAGUUAUGCAACAGUACACACGGUCCUCUGUAGGUUAAUACCAUUUACUAAUAACAACUUUGUUUUCUUAUUUUACAGUGAGCAUGUUUGCAUUUUCAAUUGUUUCUUUGAUUCUAAUUGGCCACUGUCUAUAAUUCCCAUCUGCAUGUGUAAAGUUGUAGACAUUAUGUAAAGAAUGGUCGUAUUCCAACCAUUCAUAUGGGUACUCCUUUGCACCGAUCUCUUGUUAUGCUCUCAGAUAUAAGUGAACUAGAACUAGAUUUUUUUACUCUAAUUGGAAUAUUAGUCUUUUAUUU
Messenger RNA from Amborella trichopoda, 3923 nucleotides. RefSeq names its product phytosulfokine receptor 1. Gene Ontology annotation, biological process: protein phosphorylation. Lineage: Eukaryota; Viridiplantae; Streptophyta; Magnoliopsida; Amborellales; Amborellaceae. The record is from RefSeq and is a predicted model, not a curated record. Gene Ontology annotation, molecular function: ATP binding; protein binding; protein kinase activity.